GUAAUAUUGCUAAAAGUGAAGAAAAAAAUUGAGGGCAAAGGGUACUCUCUCAGUCUACUCAUUUCCCUUUGCUUAACAGAGCAGAGAUUUUUUUUCUAAUCCGAAAUCUGAAAUCUCAAUCUAAAGCAGGAAUGGAGGCUUCUUCUGUCACUGAAAAUUCUUCCACUGGCAAUGACCACGAGCAAGAGCUUGUUUUGAAUCAUGGAGGCACGGAGUCGAACCCUGAGACUGAUCGAGAAGAAGAACUAGACGGAGAAGAAGUUAGGCGCGUAUUGCAAGUUAGUGCCGCUACUGGGAAAUUUUGGCAUAAUUGGGAUAAGCUGAAGAGCAUGCUAUCCUUUCAGUUGAAACUGGUUUUAUCAGAGUAUCCUGAGGCAAAAAUGACGAUUGAGCAACAAAAUGCUUCACUAGGUGAAACUAACCUAGAGUUGGUUACACGGCUAAAUGAAGAGCUUCAUUCUUUUAUUGAGGGCCCACCAUUUACCCUUCAAAGACUCUGUGAGAUCCUACUGGAUGCAAGAAGCAUCUAUCCAAAACUAUCGAAGCUUGCCCUAGCACUAGAAAAGAAUUUGCUGGUAACCUCCACAUUGACAGUCUGCACCGAACCAUACCCAGAAAUGAUGCCAAAUCCGGAAGCAGAAAAGGCAACUGAGGAAGCUCCACUACAGUCUAAUUCAGUCCAAAAUGGGGUUGAAUCUAUGGUGGGAGAUAGGGAUGAGAUAAUGACUGAGGUUGAGGCUGAUAUUGAAGAGAUGACUAUUGACGUGGAUGCCUUCCAAGAGAUGGUGGGACCAUCAGAAGCAAAUUCCACAGCAGCUGAGAAUUCUUAGGUCGAUAAACACCUUAAAAGCUGAAAGUUUUUGGACCCGCAUGUUGCUCAUAUACAAGUACACUAGAAAAAACUGCUUAUUUCUUGAAUGGUGACUACUUUGUUGCAUUUAUGUUACAAUUUUGGAGAAACCUUGAGGAAGAAAGCAACAAAGGGUCUCAGAUUUUGGUCCUUGAGGGGUUGAAACAAAUAUUUUCCUUUUGAGAUAUCUCCAUGGAUGCUGUAUUUGUAAGAUUGUCAACAUGUCACAAUGUCUUGUUGGCCACUGUAACAGUGACCAUUUUAGCUUGUCAGUAUUUUAAUAGUUAGUUUGUUGUUGUGGCAUGGUAGUUUGACACUCAAUGAUAAUAAGCUCAUUUAUUGUGGUGAUUCAA
This is a messenger RNA of Gossypium raimondii (Peruvian cotton), 1203 nucleotides long. RefSeq lists its product as uncharacterized. NCBI's taxonomy places the organism in Eukaryota, Viridiplantae, Streptophyta, Magnoliopsida, Malvales, Malvaceae. The coding region runs from base 132 to 830 and encodes 232 amino acids. The transcript has 7 exons. The record is from RefSeq and is a predicted model, not a curated record. Gene Ontology annotation, molecular function: protein phosphatase regulator activity. Gene Ontology annotation, biological process: protein dephosphorylation. Gene Ontology annotation, cellular component: cytoplasm; protein phosphatase 4 complex; nucleus.